GAAAGAGCCUCCCACUAGUGCGUGCCAUAUCAUACCCGGAGAGCUCUUUAGAGUCAUCCAAACUCCCCGCGCCUUCCCUUUGCCGGUACUAAGUCCAAAAUCCCGUCCAAAUCAAGCCUUGAAAGUUUGGGUCGAGCUACGCCAUCAGUCCCUCAGACCCGUCAAGGCGUGACUCCACCUGGCUCGACUCGAGCAGAAAUCGAUCUGGGGCAGGAACUAGGGCACGCCAUACACACCUUCCUAGGUAUGAUAUCUUUCCCGAGGUCAUGCUAUCUCAAGAAGCUCCAUAACUAGGUCGACGGCACACCUCAUGCAAGCUUCUAUCAAAACCGUGGCCAGCCCUCCUCUGGUCAUUCUAUAUUCUCAUCAACCGUAUUUCUAUACAUCCUGCACCCGGUCUCAUAGUCCUACGUUCAAAACAGAUUCCUUAACCACGGAGGAGGGGCAGAUACAUCCAGACGAGCGCACCAACCGACACUGAACCCAGCCGUCUCCAUGAACACUGUGCAAUCAAUCCAUCAGUUCGCGGAGGCGACUGCCGCCCAGAUCCCAGGAUUGCGGAGCAAUGAUUGCGAACUCGUCAUUCGACAACAGCCUAGGAACGCGAAGGUCGCCAUCGGCAAAGAGAAGGAUCGCAAACCGGUUGACCCUCCGCCGGUAGUCCAACUCAAGAUCAGCCAAACUUCAGACCCAUACCAGAACUACAUGCAGAGUCCUUAUUUCUUCAUGACAUGCAGUCUCGUCCCUACGGAAGGAGGAAGUGCUCCGUCAUCCGUUGGCGCAUCUCUCGCAGGUACUCUUGUCUCUUCUCUCCAUCGAUUGAAGGAUACCGACAACCAUGAUGGAGCAUUCUUUGUCUGGGGGGAUAUGUCAAUCAAGAUUGAAGGUGUCUUCAGACUGCAGUUCAAUCUCUAUGAGAUGCGCAACAUGGAAUGCUUUUACAUAAGAUCAGUUGUAUCAGAUCCGUUUCCUGUCCUUCCCCAAAAGACCUGGCUUGGUAUGUCUGAAUCAACAUUCCUUACCCGGUCUUUCAACGAUCAAGGGAUCCGAUUGAGAGUACGCAAGGAGCCUCGAUCUUUGCUCCGGAAGCGUGGACCAGCAUCUGAAGAUUACAUUCCACGACAUUAUAAGACUCAUGGGCGGAAGCAAAGCAAGGGCGAAAGAACUUUCGAAUACCACGAAUCACAAUCACCAGGGCUUUCAACACACAGUCAGGGAAGCCAAGAAGAAGCAUCAGGGUCUAUGCAACCCCAUUCCUUUGAUUCUUAUCCUGGUUACGCUUACACACCUGCGGGGCCCUUCAAUUCCUUCCCUCAAGAGUUAUCGAUGAAGCGUCCAAGGACCAACUCCGAGCAUAGCCAACCUCCAAAUUUUGGGCAGCAACAACAACCUCUCAAUAGCCCUCAUUCUCCAUACCAGCCGAGGAUGUAUUCGGACGCCCAGCACAAUUAUCUAUACGGCGGGCAGCCGUCUCCCCAGCAGCCGCCUUUUGGAUAUCCCUACGCCCCGUCGCCGGUAGCCACCUCGUCGCAGGGUCAGUCCUUUACUCAACGAUUUAGUACACAACACGGAGUCAAUUCCAAUUACAAUGAUUCUAUGCUAAGCUCAUCAGGACCAGCGUUCUUCCAAUCACAACCUCAGUACCAACAACCUCAACAUCUUCAAGCACAAUUUGGAGGGCCGGAAAUGAUGACAUCGACCGCACCACAAAAGGACACUGGUGGGUUCGGGGGUCUUGAUGUGGUUCAAAGAUCCGAGCAGAUCUCUCCAGGAUAUGGUGGUCUAAGCAUGACCGCUCCUGGGAUCUAUGCAACUCCGAGUGGUAACAGAAGCGAUGGGUACCAAAUGUAUCCGCACCAUGGUCAGAAUAUAUCAGACGACAAUAUGGGAGAUAACAUGGUCCCGCGGACCACGAGCGGUGCGAUGUACACAACAGGUGCAACAGGUGCAACAGAGGGAUUGGGAGGCUCAUUUCAAUAAGAAUCAGUUCGUGGUAUUUGACUGAUUUUGUAUUCCAUACGAAUCCG
Molecule: messenger RNA, 2027 nt
Organism: Amorphotheca resinae ATCC 22711
Lineage: Eukaryota; Fungi; Ascomycota; Leotiomycetes; Helotiales; Amorphothecaceae
Exons: 4
Coding region: 496-1980 (494 amino acids)
Source: RefSeq, a predicted model, not a curated record